AAACCACGAUUUCAAUAUAAAAUGCUUUACUACUAACUUUUCUAAUACAAUCUCCGAUAGAGUCUUCCAAUCAUCGAAACAAAACACAACCUCCUUUCUCUUUCUUGUUCUGUCUCUGCAUGCCCUUCCAUUUUGCAAGCUGUAAAAAUAGGUAAUGCCUUAGUUAGCCUUCACCCCCACCACACCUUAUUAUUCCUUCUCCCACAGACAAAUGGCUUCAGCUUAGCUGCCAAAAAAGAGAGAAACUUCCUUCUUUCCUUCUUCACAAAGCUCCCUCCUCUCAACAUUGGCCUGGUAUUGAGGUCUUUCUCAAAGCUCCAAACUUCCAUCUACCCUUUUCAUCGAAUGGUCCCCUCUUUCCAAAAUUUCUUGCAAUGUCACAUUUUUCUCUUCUGGGUUUGGUGUUUUUGCAGGCAUGCCAGGAAGACUAUUAUAACUGCUGCUGCUAUGGAUUUUGGUUUUGAAGCUUUGAGCUUGUGAAAAGGGAAAAAGGGGAGAGCUUUGGUUUUGUUUAAGGUAUUUAAAUACUAAUUAGACAAUAUAUAAUAGUAUCAAGAAUGCCAGUUCCUCUUGCACCUUAUCCAACUCCACCAGUUGCUCCAUACAAUCCCCCACCAGUUCCUCCUCCAGCUGCUGCUGCUGCUAAUGGUGGACAAAGCCAGCUAGUGUGCUCUGGAUGUAGAAAUCUGCUGCUUUUCCCAGUUGGGGCAACCUCAGUUUGCUGUGCUGUCUGCAAUGCAGUCACUGGAGUUCCUCCUCCUGGCACAGAGAUGGCUCAGCUGGUAUGUGGAGGCUGCCACACUUUGCUCAUGUACAUUCGUGGUGCGACAAGUGUCCAAUGCCCAUGCUGCCACACUGUCAAUUUAGCCCUGGAAGCAAAUCAAGUGGCACAUGUGAACUGUGGGAACUGCAGGAUGCUGCUGAUGUACCAGUAUGGAGCUCGAUCUGUCAAAUGCGCAGUCUGCAACUUCGUUACAUCAGUUGGAGCCUUAGCAAGCACCCCUGAGCAGAAAUUCAGCACUGCUUGAUCUUGUGGUCUCUCUUGAGACCUUUUUCUAAGUACUCGUCGACAACAAUUGAAUCAAAAAGCCAGUGGCGCGGAGCAAAGAGAACUUCAACUCCAAGUCACAAUGUAUAGAGUUGAUUUCCACCCCUUUGUUACUUCCUUUUAAAUAAACCAGUUUUGGUGUGAAGUUGUGUUCACUAUUGAACUGUAUGUUAUAACUGCUAUCAGAAAGUUUAUAAUGUUGAGAUAAGGAGGAGGUUUCUGUUCUGGAAAGACCUGACUGUUCAAUGGCUUGGAAGUUACAUAGAAACAUAUAGUACUACUGGUGGCCCAAGACAGAUAUUUGGGAGCAGAAAGACAAAGUUCUGAGAGAAAAAUGGGUCUUUGUGGUUGAAAGCAAAAGAAGAGAGCUUUUGUGGUGAAAACCAUAGGAAUUUUUGUGUCAGGGAGAUCACUUUCAAAAUCCUGAAAGAAUCUUAAUCUAUGUCAUUAUCAUAGUUUUCCUCUGUCAAGUUUUAGGUUAAUGGUGGUUUAUCUAGUCUUGUAUGUCACCUUUGAGUGCCUCAGUUUCUGAAGUCUGGUCAAUCAGUUGUAUGUAGAAUUGAUGUCAUACUCAAUAACUACCUUGUGAUGGAGGAUUUCACCUGUCACUAGACAUGUCUGAAAA
Linum tenue is the source of this 1673-nucleotide messenger RNA. NCBI's taxonomy places the organism in Eukaryota, Viridiplantae, Streptophyta, Magnoliopsida, Malpighiales, Linaceae. The record is from the annotation of a GenBank genome assembly.